AGUUUUGAUUUUGAAAUUCGUCUGCUGCGAUGUGGUGGUAAAAUAGCUUUGUGACACUUUUUAUAAACAAUAAAACGAGGAGAUAAAUUUACAUAUUCUGAAGAAAUUUCUGAUAAUGGAGCUAACUGUCGAGAAUUUAGAAAAAGCCGUUAGUCAUUUUUAUCAAAAUUUAGCCACACAAUCCCAGCUUAACGUGUGGUUGACUGCUGCUCAAACAUCGGCUCAAGCAUGGAUAUUUGCAUGGCAACUUCUCGAUCAAUCAAAGCCUGUGGAGGUGCAGUACUUUGGAGCAAGCUCACUUCAGAUUAAGAUAUCUAGAUUUUGGCACGAGAUUCCAGCUGACAAUUAUGCACUUUUCAGAGAAAAACUGAUUGACGCUGUUAUGUUUUAUGCAAGUGGGCCCAAAAUCGUUUUAACCAGGUUAUGCCUGGCGCUAUCAUCCAUGAUAUUGCACUCCAUUCCUGAUCAGUGGGCUAGUCCCCUGAAUGAUUUCAUAUCAGUGUUGCAGCAGGCCAGUGGAGAAAGAACAUUGCAAUCACAUCAUGUAACACUGUUGCUAGAAAUAUUGACCGUUCUUCCAGAAGAGUUUCAAAAUAUGAAAUUAACGCAUGAUCGAAAAAUCUCCAUUAGAAGAGAACUACUUAAGGCAGUUAAAGACGUACUACCAAUUUUGCGCGAAGUGAUAUGCCGUGGAAUCUCGCGUGAGGCACAAAUUUCACCGGAGGACGAAGCAGCCGCGUUGGCUGGCAUCAAAUGUUUCUCAUCGUGGAUUCAACAUGGAGUUGGAAUCGGCUUAGAAGAAAGUCUUCAUUUGGUGGAACCUUUGUUAGCGGUGGCUCGUAAUGCGAAUUUGGCUGAAGCAUCUUUGGACGCCUUGACUCAUCUUUUGAACCACCCGGAAGCUCACCGUUAUCCAAGUUUGCUUAUGGACAUGUUGAACCAGUUGCUCUCUCUGAAAGACCAAAUCCAGCUGCUUAGACGUGAAGGAGAUCUGGAGGGUGCCGCGCACAUCUAUGCUACGCUUGCGGCAUUUGGCGAGAGCCACUCUCGUCUUUUAUUAGACGCCGUUCUGGAAGACGGACUAAAGAAGGAGAAUGUUCUGCAGCUGACACAAAUCAUGUUGGAGAGCACCGGAACUCCCGGUCGCUACCCACUAGACGAAAAUUGUAGUCACUUGGCAUUUAGUUUCUGGUACAUUCUUCAAGACGACAUCUGCACUUCAAAUGCUGAGAAACAGAAAAUCUACGAAUCGUUGUUCGGCCCAGCCUAUUUGGCCUUGGUCGAUAUCUUGUUGACAAAAUCGAUGAUUACGGUAGAUCAAUCGGAUUGGAGUCCCGACGACAAAGAGACCUUUCGAUGCUAUCGUCAGGAUAUCUCCGAUACAUUGGCAUAUUGUUAUAAGUUCCUGCGAUCGGCCAUGAUGAACCGUUUGGCGUCCCACCUUGCUUCAACGGUGUCACAAUGCAAUCAGAACCCCAGUGAAUGGCCUCCGUUGGAGGCAUGUCUACACGCUUUAAAAGCGGUCGCUGAGAAUAUCGAAGCAGAAGCAGACUUGCUUGUUCCUCAGAUUCUGAGUUUAUUUGGCAAUAUUCCAUACGGCUCGGGUCAUCGUUACGUCGUUAAUACGGCGCUCGAGACACUUGGCGCUUACGCUGAAUGGUUGAGCGCCCAUCCCACCUACCUGGGUCAUGUGCUACCUAUUCUCCUUUUCGGUCUUAACAGUUCGGACGCCGCACCAGCAGCAACAUUGGCCCUUAAGGAUAUAACUCGAGAUUGUCAAAUUGGGAUUCGGCCAUAUGCUGAAGCAUUGUUGCAAGGUGCUGAACAAGCCUUGCGCCUCGAUGAUCUCAAAGCUAGUGAAAAGAUACGGUUGAUGUACAUAUUAGGAAAAGUUUUAUCAAUUCUACCCUUGGAUGUGAUAGUAGCUAGCCUCAAUCGUGUGGUUGGCCCGUGUGUAGAAGAAUUGCGCACGUUGUGCAACACCCGAGAACCGGACGCCCUGACAAAAGUUGUACUUAUUACCAGGCUUAAAAUGAUUGCUACGUUAUGCACCACGCUCGACCUAAGAAUCUCUGGGGGAGACGAUUCUGAAGCUGAUGAAUCCGUGACUCGACAGGCUUUGGCAAUUCAGCAACAACCUGUUCUUUUGAUUGCCCAGCAAUUGCUGCCAUUCUUGAAAGGUGUUGUGGACCACUGGGGGGCCGAUGAGCAGAUUUCCGAGUCCAUCUGCUUGGUCGUCAAACAUACUGUUUCAACUUUGAUGGAAGAAUCUUUAUCUUUCUUGCCAGAAUUGGCAGCCGUAAUCGUCCAAUGCCACCGGCUGUCACCCCAAGCAGCUACAUUGGAUGUAGCUAAGCUCAUCAUUUUAAUUUUCAGCCAGACUACUGGCGACGCUCAGCAGCUUAUUAGAGCUUUCCUCUCGGAAAUUAUUGGAACUACAUUGCAAGUUUGCGGGAUCGACUACAGUACGCUGACACUGGACGGAGUGCCAUCCGUUGAUGUUAGCCGGCUCGCCGAAAACAAUGAAGUCUUGGCCAGUUUUCUCGGUCUUCUCACUCAAAUAAUCAGAAAAAGUCCAAAAUUAUUGAGCGGCUCCGCUUACCCUUUAUCUUCGCUGUUUUAUUGUGGAAUUGUCGGUUUAACGAGACCUGAAUCACCAGUCCUUAAAGCGUCUACUCAAUACUUGGUUCACUUCAUCACUCAAAGUAGGGAGAAUCCUGAACUUGUGUCUGUUGUGCAGAAUCAGGGUCCACUUCUUGUCGCCCAGCUUCUUAGCUGCAUAGGUGGAGAAUCACCUCGGGCCCUGGUGGAACAUACGGCCGACGUCAUUUUGGCACUUAACAAGAAAUAUUUUGACAGUCUCUGUCGGUGGAUGAGCACAUCUCUUGGUCGCGAACGUUUUCCAUCGCCUCUUGUCAGUCAGCCUCAAAAGGAGAAUUUUUGCCGUUCUAUCCUGAAGGAAAAGUCAAACAAAAGGCGACUGCAAGACAUUGUACGAGAAUUCUCCCUAUUGUGUCGAGGGCUUGAAGGAACUGAGUACUCGGAGCAGACGAGUCGUAUUCUUCCGUAAGUUUUAAAACAAUUUGAUGUAAUUUGUAUAUCUUUCGCGUCAUUAUACAUCCAUUCGACAUAUCA
Molecule: messenger RNA, 3135 nt
Organism: Daphnia carinata
Lineage: Eukaryota; Metazoa; Arthropoda; Branchiopoda; Diplostraca; Daphniidae
Gene: cdm
Product: importin-13-like
Exons: 15
Coding region: 116-3070 (984 amino acids)
Biological process (GO): protein import into nucleus
Cellular component (GO): nuclear membrane; cytoplasm
Molecular function (GO): small GTPase binding
Source: RefSeq, a predicted model, not a curated record